Messenger RNA from Galeopterus variegatus (Sunda flying lemur), 2640 nucleotides. RefSeq names its product outer dense fiber of sperm tails 2-like (gene ODF2L). The coding region runs from base 288 to 2219 and encodes 643 amino acids. Gene Ontology annotation, cellular component: centrosome; ciliary basal body. Gene Ontology annotation, biological process: negative regulation of cilium assembly. Lineage: Eukaryota; Metazoa; Chordata; Mammalia; Dermoptera; Cynocephalidae. The transcript is spliced from 17 exons. The record is from RefSeq and is a predicted model, not a curated record.
GGCCCGGCGGAAGGGGCGGGGCGGCCGUUGCCACAGAAGCCACUCGCCGGUUCCUAGCUCCGCUUUUGUUUUACUCGCACCUUGCCGGGCACUUUUCCACCGCAAGCAGUUCUAGGAUUUCGCCCGCUCCCCUCGUCGCGUCCCUUGCCUUCCACCUGGUCGUCCACCCGCCACACUGCCCCCUGCAUCCCGCUCCUUCCUAGCUGACGCAGGGCUAGAGGCCAUAGCUUUCAGCUUAUGUGGAGAAGUUGUUGUGGAAGUCACCUAUAAAUCCAGUUACUGAAUUUAUGGAGAAACCUGCAAAUGAUGGAAGUCAUUCAGAAGAACUAUUUUCCCAUCUUAAAAAUAGAUCAGAGAAAGAUUUACCACGUCAUGCCAGUGAAAGUCAUCUCAGCUGUAUGAAGAAGGACAUCGUAAGUGAAAAGACUGAAUUGGAAGCAACGCUUAAGGAAGCUGAGUUGGCAGCCUGUUCUGUGGAACUACUUUUGCCAUUAUUUAAGGAUGCUAUUGAAAAGAUUAGUUUUGAAAAUGCUAAUCUUUCUGCAUCCAAUUUGAAGAAGAUUUCUGAACAAAAGGAAAUAUUAACAAAAGAAUUAGACACUUUUAAACGUGUGAAACUAGCUUUAGAACAUCUUAGAAAGACAGACUACAAACAAACAGGAGACAAUUUACCUAGCAUGUUGUUAGAAAAUCUAACUGAUAAUGCAAGUGAAAAUACUAAUCUUAAGAAGAAGGUGCUUGAAAAGGAGACCUACAUUCAGGAACUUUCUUGUUUGUUUCAGAAUGAAAAGGCAAAUGCUUUGAAAGCAAACCGUUUCUCUCAAUCAGUAAAAGUAGUACAUGAACGACUACAGCUCCAAAUUCAUAAAAAGGAGGCAGAGAAUGAUAAGUUAAAAGAGUACAUAAAGAGUUUAGAAACCAAGAUAGCCAAAUGGAACUUGCAAUUGAAAACGAAUAAGCAUGAGGCUGUAGUGAUGAAAGAAGCAAGUAGGAAAAAAGCUAUAGCUCUAAAAAAGGCAUCUAAAAUUUACAAACAAAGGCUCGAACAUUUUACAGGAGAUAUUGAAAACCUUAUUUCCCAAAUUAGAGAUCAGGAAGCCAAGUUGUCUGAAACAAUUUCAGCUUCUGAUGCCUGGAAAAGUCAUUAUGAGAAAAUUGUAAUAGAAAAAACUGAAUUGGAAGUUCAGAUUGAAACAAUGAAAAAGCAAAUCAAUAAUCUUUUGGGAGACCUGAAGAAAAUGGAAGACCAUGGAAAAAAUUCAUGUGAAGAAAUUCUUAGAAAACUUCACUCGAUUGAAUAUGAAAAUGAAACUCUGAAUCUUGAGAAUACAAAAUUAAAGAGUACAUUCGCUGCUUUGAAGGAUGAGAUUGUUUCUGUUGAAAAUGAACUCUUAGAAUUGCAAGAAGUAGAAAAACAACAGAAAGCUGUUAUUGAAGUGUAUAAAACUCAGGUACAAAAGUUGCAAGAAGCAGCUGAAGUGGUAAAAAGCAAAUGUAAAAAUUUGCUAUGUGAAAAUAACUUAUUAACAAAAAACAAAAAUAAAAAAUUAGAGACAAUGAGAGGCCAGAUGGAGUCUCAUCUGAAGGAGUUAGAGCAUGUCCGCGAUUCCUUGACGGCUGCCGAACGGAGGCUUCAGGAGUGUCAGGAAAGUCUGCAGCGCUGCAAGGGGAAAUGUGCAGAACAGGCACAGACCAUUAGGGAGCUCCAGGGCCAGGUUGAUGGAAAUCACAAUCUUCUGGCAAAGCUUUCUCUGGAAGAGGAAAAUUAUCUUAUUCAGUUGAAAUGUGAAAACCUUAAGCAAAAAUUAGAACAGAUGGAGACAGAAAAUAAAGAGCUUGAAAAGAAGCUUGCAAACCAAGAAGAAUGUCUUACGCACAGCAAUCUUAAGUUUAAAGAGAAAUCUGCAGAAUAUACAGCCUUGGCCAGGCAACUGGAAGCUGCUUUAGAAGAAGGAAGACAAAAGGUUUCUGAAGAAAUAGAAAAAAUGUCAUCUAGAGAGAGGGCUUUACAAAUUAAAAUAUUAGAUCUGGAAACGGAGCUUAGAAAGAAAAAUGAAGAACAAAAUCAGCUUGUUUGCAAAAUGAACAGUAAAGCACAACAUCAGGAAGUGUGUUUGAAAGAAAUACAACAUAGUCUUGAGAAGUCGGAGAACCAAAAUGAGAGUAUUAAGAAUUAUUUACAGUUUCUUAAAACUUCUUAUGUAACAAUGUUUGGAUAAAUUGUCAAAUUUAUUUUCUAUAAGCAGUAGGUUUGUACUGUGAGUCUAAAAAACGAUUAGGUAAAAAAAUAAAUGAAUACACUACCGUUUGUUUUACCUUAUGAUUUAUGGGUGGUAGUGCUAGAAUUUUUAUAUAAAGAUUUUUGAAACAUAAUUUAUUAUCUAAUUGAAACUUUAAAACAAUAUAGCUGUUAGUAUUCCUUUUUCCUGGAUAAUUCUCAUUUUGCUCUGAUUUAAUUCUUUUUUAAGUUGGUUUUUAGAAUAUUCUUCUCCCACAUAGAGAAGUCAGAAUCAUUCUUUGUGAUGUCUGUAGCCACCAUUCAAGUGAAUUUGUAAUAAAUCUAGGCCAAAUACGAUUUUAAAUAAUGUAUGUAAUUGUUUUAUAUUGUAAUGUGUAUAAAUAUAAUAAAAAUAUUCCUGA